UGGCUGAAUUUGGUGACCGCUAUGACAAUUGCAGGAAAGGGGUACAAGGCCCCUUCUCACAAGGAUUUGAGUGAGAGGUUGCUCACAAAUGCAGUUGCUAGGGCAAGAGAAGUGAUGGAGGAACAAAAAAUUGAAUGGGCAAAUUAUGGCUACACCAUUCUUUCUGAUGGGUGGACAGAUGGCAAGAACUGCACCAUCAUCAAUUUUUUGGUUGCUUGCAAGGACAAUGUAGUGUUCUUGAAAUCUGUUGAUGCCUCCAACAAGGUGAAAAAUGUGGAAACAUUUGCUAGAAUGUUGGAACGUGUUGUCAUGGAGGUGGGGGUAGAGAAUAUGGUGCAAAUCAUCAUAGAUAAUGCAGUAGCAUAUGUGUCAGCAAAAUUCACAUAUUUUAUGGAAUAGAGAGUAUUUCAACCCAAGCGUCCUUUUGAAUUAUCACCUUUAGGCAUUAGCAAUAUUUUCAUUUGUUGUGGCUUUGUUUAACUUGGUUGCAUCUUUCUUAAGAAUAACUUCUUCUUUUGCAGGAAGAAUCCUCCAAGAGAGGCACCCCACUAUUUUUUGGACACCUUGUGCAACACAUGUCCUUGACCUUCUUUUGGAGGACAUAAGAAAACUUGAGUGGGUGACUCUAGUUGUGGAAGAUGCAAGGAGGAUCACCAAAUAUAUUUACAAUCACCCUUGGGUCCUAAAUUUGAUGAGACGACACACCCAAGGGAAAGAUUUGGUGAGGGUUGGUGCCACAAGGUUUCCAACAAUUUUCUUGAUGUUGCAAAGCCUUCUUGUUGCAUUGACUUCUUUGAAACAAAUGUUUGUGAGUGGAGAAUGGCUUAACUCACCUUAUUCAAAGAAGCCUGAAGGAGAGGUUGUCGCAUGCAUAGUCUUCGACAACCAAUUUGCACAAAGGGCUACAGAGAU
Messenger RNA from Cryptomeria japonica (Japanese cedar), 912 nucleotides. RefSeq lists its product as uncharacterized. Lineage: Eukaryota; Viridiplantae; Streptophyta; Pinopsida; Cupressales; Cupressaceae. The coding region runs from base 22 to 399 and encodes 125 amino acids. The transcript is spliced from 2 exons. The record is from RefSeq and is a predicted model, not a curated record.